GGCGGAAGCCGGAAGCCGGCCUCGGGCCUCCCACUGCCUUGCGCGUGAACCCCGGAGGUGAAGGGAAGCACUUCUUACAACUCCUUCCGCACAGAAGCCGGGGGUACCCGCGCGGCGGGAACGAGUCCGCGAGGCGCACACCAGCGCCGGGCGCCGCCGAGCGGAACCCAGACGCCCGGGCGGAGUUCCCGCCGGAGCCGGCGCGGCGGGCGCGGCCUGGGCGCAUGCGCACGGCGCGGCCCUCCCGGCGCAGGUGCGGCGGCCGCCGGGCAGCCCCCGAACCCCGACCGGCUCCGGGUCCGCCCCGCGCCCGCCCGAGUCUCCUCAUCUUCGCGCCUCAAGCGAGACUCCGGAGCGCGUCGUCCCUGGUCUGUCUGGCAGCGAGGACCCCCCUCUUCCCAGGGCCCCCGGGACUGCGAGCAGAGUGGUCUUGGCCUUGGUGGAGACUGACCCAGGAACCAGAUGAGCAGAGACCUCUGCGUUCACACCUGGCCAUGCUCCUAUUAUUUGGAACUUGAGAAGCGAUGGGUUCCUGGAAAACUUUGGUUAACUUCACUCUCACUAAAAUUUCUGACUGAUAAAACUGGAGACUUUCUUGUCAGCUUUCCUCUUGCUGAUAUAAUUGAGAUCAAGAAAGAAGCUUCUAAUUUUAUCUUCAGUUCUGUCACCAUCCUGGAAAAGGACCAUGUCAAGCACUGGUUCAGUUCCUUGCAGCCUAGUAGGAAUGUUGUUUUCCAUAUCAUCGAACACUUCUGGAGAGAGUUGCUGCUGUCUCAGCCAGGAGCUGCUGUGGAGGCAUCAUCUUCCACCAUGACCAAGGGGAAGGAGCUGACUGGUCUCAUGGCAUGUUCCCAGAAGCGUCUAGAAGAUGCAGCCAGAGUCCUACACUACCAGGGUGAGCAGCUGGACAGCAUAACGAGCAGCCUGGACAAUAUGGAGUCUGACCUGGAUGUGGCUGACAGGUUGCUGAAAGAACUGGAAUCUCCUUCUUGGUGGCCCUUUAACUUCAAGCUUUGGAAGAUGCCAUCAGACACAAACUCCAGGGCAGGCUCCUCCAUGGCUAGUAACAAAGCUCUUGGAAAAGAAGGAAUAGUGAUCAGAAUUCCUGCUAUUAUUUCCCAGGGAACAGAAUCGCAAGUUAAACCAGGAAGGCUCACCAUCCUUGUUUCUGGGUUGGAAAUCCAUGGCCCAAAUUCUUUGCUGUUGCACAGAUUUGAAAGAGAGGAUGUAGAUGACAUUAAGGUUCACACCCAUUAUGAAGUCAGCAUCCGCCAGCGGUUCAUUGGGAAGCCAGACAUAGCUUUUCGUUUGAUAUCUGCCAAGAUGCCACAAGUUAUCCCCAUUUUGGAAAUGCAGUUCAGCAAGAAGAUCGAGUUUUUGGAAGAUGCCUUGAUGCUCAGAAGCACGGGAACCUCCUCCCCAGCAGAGAAGGGCUACUCAGUCUGGCAGGCAGCGUCCAGGCCCAUGGACUGCGACAGGCACCGAGAGGCCUCCUCAGGGAGCCAGGAGGGCAGGCUGCUUCAGCUACAGAUGAGCGAGCCACUCAUUUCUGAGGAGGACACCCAGGAACUCAGACAGAUCCUUGGGAAGCUGAAGGGUCUUGCCUUGGAUGCUGAGGCAGAGCUGGAGAGACAGGACGAGGCCCUGGAUGGCAUCGCCACUGCCGUGGACCGGGCAACCUUAACCAUUGACAAGCACAAUCGACGAAUGAAAAAACUGACUUAGAAGGACAGAGAGGGUAGAGGUGAGAGCUUUUGAUGAGAAUCGCAUCUCAGUAUGUUGUCCUCAACCCCUGCAUGCUGCCUUCCGGUGACGGUCACAGGAGGCCAUUCUCAGGGCCAGAGAAAACUUGUGGUCCUGCCUCCGAGGCCUACCUGCCUCAGGACAAAGGCUGCUGUGAAGGUUCUGGGCAGCCACUGAGGGAGGGGUCCUCUGCAGGCCCUGAAGGUGCAGCUGCAGGAGAGGAGUUCUGCCUGUGGACACAGCAAACGGCACCCCGCCAAGGCCCCUCGAGCUGCUGGCGCGUCAGGAGCACCCAUGCCAUCCAGCACGUGGCUGAGCCCUGGUGAGCCCUGCACAGCUGCGUGGUGGCUCUCCAUUCAGAGGCUGGUCUGCACCCAGCACUGAGGGACCCCUUUGCAUGGCUUUAUCCCAGGUCUCCAGCAUCACCAGUAGCUGCAUUAUUAGCCUUUCUCCACGCUUUUUGGGCAAAAAAGGAAGAUGUAAAGCCUCCGUGAAUAAAAUCUGCUUUUUUUCUCACUGUGGGUCUAAACACUGCAGGUGUACCUUGUAUCGGCACAGUCCCUCCUCCAGGACCGCAUUCCUGAGCCUGCUCCCCUCUGUGGGCCGCUAAGCGACCCACCACCCUCACUUGUUCCAUCUCUCUGGUGGGCAGGCCAGUUUCUUUUUGGUUGUAUUUUUAUUUUCUAACUGAAGCUGAGAGUCUAGCAUACCUUAAGUUCAUCAUAUACUAGUAAACUCCUGAAAUACUAUUUCACUGCCCAGUUUUUAGCCAAAGGUGAAAAUAGUAAAUAUUGCGCCUGUUUAAAAGGUUUUGAUUUUUGCUUUUACUGCCCCAUUUCUAUCCAGAAACAAAAGAAAAAUGUUAGUGUUAGGAUUUUUUGUGAAGAUACGCAUCGAUGCUGCUUUUUGCUUGGUUUGGAGUCCACGAGCGGGCCCCUUGGGGGAUGAGGGGAAAGUGGAGGAUCGUGCACCUCACACACCGCUUUGAAGAGCAUCCUGGGAGGCUGUCCACAGAGAGGCUCCUUAAAUCUUGAGUGUCUGCAGUGCCUGGGACGGCACCUUCAGGCCCUGUGCUGCUGUGUUCGGGUCCUGGGUGGGUUCAGGGAACUGCCCUGGGCAGUGCUAGAUUUCUGAGCUGACCUCAGCAAGUCCACACAGUAUACGGCAACAGGAGUGUGCUCUCCAGGUCUGGAGGCCAGAAGUACAAGGUCAGGGUGUUGCAGGGCUAUGCUCCCUCCUGGGGCACUUAGAUUCUUCCAGUAGCAGAAAAUCCUUCUUGAGUUGAUGACUCGAGGUCAAAACACAGAAACCUACCCAUUUAAACCCACUAACAGUCACCAAGCUGAGGCAAAAGCACCAAAAACCUUGACACUAAGAACUCACACAGCCCCUGCUCCCCACCCAAGUGCUCACUUCUACCUCCCACUGCUUCCCACCCCAGGUGCACUAACUCCCCCUUUCCUGGCCCCUCCACACCAGGUGCAUGAAUCUUUCUAGACACCCCCCUCCUUCCCACCCCCUCCACCUUGUAGCAAAAUUCCAAUUCCUUAGACUAACACAUCCAUGGCAAUGCAACUUCACCUUCAGUGCUCCCACUGCCAGUUCUCUGUCUUCAUCUUCACUGUCCUCCUCACCUGGUGCACUGUCUUCACCUUACACUUCCACCCUAGGGAAUUACAUGAGGGGAGUGGACCUUAGGAUGCUCAGAUGCUAGACCGGAGAAAGGAGGUCAGCAGGCAGCCUGGUGAUCUCUUGCAUCCAGGUAGCACGUGUCCUGAUGGCUCCCACCGAGUGGAUCAGAUCAUUAGACCCUCUGGAGCCACCAUCAUCAUCAUUCGUCGGCAUAGAGCAGGGUGUCUCCGGUCCUGCUUUCCCUCUCCCGAGUUGGAGCUUACCCACUGACACUGACGUCGGGCCUGUGUGCGGGGCUGAGCUCUCUACAUGCAUCAUUCCUGCACCAAAAUCUGUCUGCACUUUACCCUGUAUUUUGUCAGAUGGUUGUCAUCCUGUAAGGUGUUUGCAGUUCCUAAAACUUAAUGUGGACUCAUUUACUCUCUAUGAAGGUAGACACAGUGCAAGUCCUUCGAAUGCAACUAAAUGAAACGGCUCUGACAUUUCAUCCACAAAGGCAGAUCUCUGCCCUGCUGUUGUUGCUCGGUGAUUGAGCGUCAACCCAUGAACCAAGAGGUCACAGUUUGAUUCCUGGUCAGGGAACAUGCCUAGAUUGCAGGCUCAGGGAUGUCCAGGAGGAAGCUAGUCAAUGAUGUUUCUCUCUCAUCCAUGUUUCUCUCUAUCCCUUCUCCUUCUUCUCUAUCCUCUCCUUCUUUUCUCUCUAAAAAUCAAUAAAAAAAGGGGGACGAUUCUUUUGUUAGCUGAGGGCAGGGGUCAGCAGACUUUCUGUAAAAGUACAGGAAGAAACUGCUUCAUCUUUUGAGCCAUUUUGGUGCCUGUCACGACAUCUUAGGUCUCCUGUUUAUGUGAAGAUGACCUGGACUUGUGAGCAAUGGUUAUGCUGGUUUCAAUAAAACUACCUUGGAAAUAGGAA
Molecule: messenger RNA, 4288 nt
Organism: Pipistrellus kuhlii (Kuhl's pipistrelle)
Lineage: Eukaryota; Metazoa; Chordata; Mammalia; Chiroptera; Vespertilionidae
Gene: SNAP47
Product: synaptosome associated protein 47
Exons: 5
Coding region: 463-1725 (420 amino acids)
Biological process (GO): synaptic vesicle fusion to presynaptic active zone membrane; exocytosis; synaptic vesicle priming
Cellular component (GO): plasma membrane; SNARE complex
Molecular function (GO): syntaxin binding; SNAP receptor activity
Source: RefSeq, a predicted model, not a curated record